This is a messenger RNA of Equus caballus (horse), 2039 nucleotides long. It is a transcript of the gene SRPK3, whose product is annotated as SRSF protein kinase 3. Gene Ontology annotation, cellular component: nucleus; cytoplasm. Gene Ontology annotation, biological process: peptidyl-serine phosphorylation; intracellular signal transduction; regulation of mRNA processing. The record is from RefSeq and is a predicted model, not a curated record. Gene Ontology annotation, molecular function: ATP binding; protein serine/threonine kinase activity. NCBI's taxonomy places the organism in Eukaryota, Metazoa, Chordata, Mammalia, Perissodactyla, Equidae.
GGCCAGGCCCCACAGGAGCAGCCGCCCGGGGCGCCAGAGCUGCGGGCCGCGCAGCCGGGAUGAGCGCCAGCGCGGGCGGCGGCGGGGACAGCGGCAGCAGCAGCAGCUCGCAGGCCUCCUGCGGGCCCGAGUCCUCGGGCUCCGAACUAGCCCCCGCCACACCAGCACCACGGAUGCUGCAGGGGCUGCUGGGCUCCGAUGACGAGGAGCAGGAGGACCCCAAGGACUACUGCAAGGGCGGCUACUACCCCGUGAAGAUUGGCGACCUGUUCAAUGGGCGGUACCACGUGGUGCGCAAGCUGGGCUGGGGCCACUUCUCCACCGUCUGGCUCUGCUGGGACAUCCAGCGCAAGCGCUUCGUGGCCCUGAAAGUGGUGAAGAGCGCAGGGCAUUACACAGAGACAGCUGUGGAUGAGAUCAAGCUCCUGAAAUGUGUCCGAGACAGCGACCCCAGCGACCCCAAAAGAGAGACCAUUGUCCAGCUUAUCGAUGACUUCAGGAUCUCAGGAGUUAAUGGAGUCCAUGUAUGCAUGGUGCUGGAGGUCCUGGGCCACCAGCUCCUCAAGUGGAUCAUCAAGUCUAACUACCAGGGCCUGCCCGUGCCCUGCGUGAAGAGCAUUGUGAGGCAGGUGCUGCACGGCCUGGACUACCUCCACACCAAAUGCAAGAUCAUCCACACGGACAUCAAACCUGAGAACAUCCUGCUGUGUGUGGGGGACGCCUACAUCAGGCGCCUGGCUGCCGAGGCCACAGAGUGGCAGCAGUCAGGGGCACCGCCCCCGUCCCGCUCCACAGUCAGCACUGCCCCCCAGGAGGUCUUGACUGGUAAGCUGUCGAAAAACAAGAGGAAGAAAAUGAGGCGCAAACGGAAACAGCAGAAGCGGCUGCUGGAAGAGCGGCUGCGGGACCUGCAGAGGCUGGAGGCCAUGGAGGCGGCGGCCCAGGCAGAGGACUCUGGCUCAAGACUUGAGGGGGGCAGCGGCUCCACGUCUUCUUCUGGCUGCCACCCCGGGGGGGCCAGGGCCGGCCCCUCCCCAGCCUCCUCCUCCCCAGCCCCCGGGGGCGACCGCAGCCUCAGCCCUGGCUCCCAGACCUCAGGCUUCUCGGGCUCGCUUUUCUCCGCUGCCUCGUGCUCCAUCCUCUCAGGCUCCUCCAACCAGCGAGAGACCGGGGGCCUCCUGUCACCCAGCACACCGUUUGGUGCCUCAAACCUCCUGGUGAACCCCCUAGAGCCCCAAAACGCAGACAAGAUCAAGAUCAAGAUUGCAGACCUGGGCAAUGCCUGCUGGGUGCACAAGCACUUCACCGAGGACAUCCAGACGCGGCAGUACCGGGCCGUGGAGGUGCUGAUCGGCGCCGAGUACGGGCCCCCGGCUGACAUCUGGAGCACAGCAUGCAUGGCCUUCGAGUUGGCCACCGGCGACUACCUGUUUGAGCCUCACUCUGGAGAAGACUACAGUCGUGAUGAGGACCACAUCGCCCACAUUGUGGAGCUUCUGGGAGACAUCCCCCCGGCCUUCGCCCUAUCAGGCCGCUACUCUCGGGAGUUCUUCAACCGGCGAGGAGAGCUGCGGCACAUCCACAACCUCAAGCACUGGGGCCUGUACGAGGUACUCAUGGAGAAGUACGAGUGGCCCCUGGAGCAGGCCACGCAGUUCAGCGCCUUCCUGCUACCCAUGAUGGAGUACAUCCCGGAAAAGCGGGCCAGCGCAGCCGACUGCCUCCAGCACCCUUGGCUCAACCCCUAGGCCGCGCUGGCACCUGGGGCAGCUUGGGGCAGGCCUGGCUGCCCCUCCAAGCCCCUUGGCUCCCAGUGCCUUCAGGGAAAGCGGGACGACUCCUGCCACCCCACGGGAGCUGCCCUCUCCCACCGUGCCGGGUGCAAGCUUUGUGACGCCCCCCCCCCCCCCCACCACGGCAGGGCAGACAGAUGCUGGGGCCAAGGCCACCUUUCAGAAUGUAUGCUGCCCCCAAUCCUCACAGAGGGCCCUCUAGUGGGAAGUGUGUGUGUUUCUUUUCCUAAUAAAGUGUGAAAUGGA